Musa acuminata AAA Group (dessert banana) is the source of this 1223-nucleotide messenger RNA. RefSeq names its product protein SMALL AUXIN UP-REGULATED RNA 51-like. Lineage: Eukaryota; Viridiplantae; Streptophyta; Magnoliopsida; Zingiberales; Musaceae. The record is from RefSeq and is a predicted model, not a curated record. The coding region runs from base 810 to 1121 and encodes 103 amino acids. The transcript has a single exon. Gene Ontology annotation, biological process: response to auxin.
UUGUGAAGAGCGGGGAAAGGGGUCUGCGAGCGCUAAAAGAGUACAAAGUACGGGUGGCAGCGUUCCUCGUCUGCGACGAAGCACGGUGGACGAAGGUAGAUGAAGCUGACCGCUAAAAUGGCAUUGAAAGGUGAGAUGGAUUGAAGCAGGCAGUGGGCGGGGAGGCACCACAUGGUUUCUGCCACAUCCAUAGCCAUGAUGACACGAACCUCAGCAAGGGAUCGUACCCUCGAGUACGGCGCACUACGCCUUCCUCUCAUUGCAUGAAACUGGAAAGGACAGUGGUGACUGUCUCUCUGACGGCAUCGGGGGGUUCUCGAAGAGCUCGGCAAUAAGCUUUCCUGAUGUUUAGAUGUUCUGUAUCGAAGUCUAAUGCAUAGGAUUAGUUCUGAUAUAUAGCUGAAGCUGAAGUAAGAAUCAUUAGGAACGCUGAUCGACACAGUGUUCCUCGCGUGGAUCUUUCUUUGCCUGUGCUAUGGAGAAGAGCCGAGGGAACGGGAGCAAGGAGAUGGUUCUUCCUGAGGAAUCAUUGGAGAUUAAGUUGGCAGUGAUCGAUUAGCCACGGGGCGUGUCCGCCUUGCAUGUCCUUUUGCACGGCCGCACCACCCGACACCACCCCGCCCCUAUCCCGUCCUCUGUGUCCUUUUCCCUGCUCAUCCCACCUCACCACAUGCCCCUGUCCGUCCCUCUCACCUCUCCCACUUUGCCUCGCUUGCUAGCAUUCAUAACCCCGCCAACCUUCCUCUCUUUCUCAUGCUCUCGAUCUCUCGGCCUCUCGUCGUGGCGUGAGCGAGCGCAGCAUAACAAACAUGGUGAUUAAGAAGCAGAACAAGCCGCCUCAGACCGCGGUGCUGAGGCAGAUACUGAGGCGGUGUUCGGGCUCGGGGAGGGAGAAGGAGGAGGAGGAAGGGCUGCCGGUGGACGUGCCCAAGGGCCACUUCGUCGUCUACGUCGGCAAGAACCGGAGCCGCUUCAUCGUGCCCAUCUCCUACCUAGACCACCCCGAGUUCCAGGCCCUCCUCCGCCAGGCCGAGGAAGAGUUCGGCUUCGAGCACCAUAUGGGCCUCACUAUCCCAUGCGACGAGGUGGUCUUCCGCUCCCUCACCUCUGCCCUCAGGUGAAGUGGAAGUCAAGACCAAGAGCAGCAGAGGAGGCGACUCUGCUUCUGCUGACCUUUACGAUCAUCUCUCUCUCUCUCUCUCUCUCUCUAGUGUGUCUAGUCU